AUGUCGACCACACCGUGGGAUUACAUCGCCAAACUCGUCUGCAUUGGCGACUCAGGAUGCGGCAAGUCCAGUCUCACCAUUCGCCUCUGUGAAGGUCGCUUUUCGCCCCAUCACGACGUCACUAUCGGUGUUGAAUUCGGCUCGCGCAUCGUCCCCGUCGGUCCUCCUCACUCGAAACCCGGUGCCCUCGCUGCCUCAGAUGGUGAAGAUAAAGAUCAGGAAACAUCGGAUGGACUCCCCGAACCUCCACGGGACGCCUCAAGCACACCCCAGAAGCAUAUGAAGCUUAGUCUCUGGGACACAGCGGGGCAAGAAACAUACAAGUCUGUUACCCGGUCAUACUUCCGCGGCGCAAGUGGCGCGUUGCUCGUCUUUGAUCUUUCCCGCAAGCAGACCUUUCAACACGUCACCGACUGGCUCAAUGACCUGCGACAGAUCGCAGAGCCAGACAUUGUAGUUAUUCUGGUUGGCAACAAGGCCGAUCUCACACAACAGGAGGACAACAAGCGGGAGGUCACGCGUGAGGAGGCAGAGGAGUGGGCCAAGCGCAAUGGCGUUAUGGAGUACGUCGAGACGAGCGCGAAGAGUGGCGAGAAUGUCGAAAAGGCUUUUAUGCGUGUCGCAGAGAGAAUAUAUAACAAUAUCCAGGCUGGCAAGUACGAUCUCAACGACAGGAGAUCCGGAGUCAAGGGCGCAGGGGCUGGUGGAAAUCGCCAGGUCAAGUUGUCGGGCGAUGCCAGCAAAUCAACAGGAGGCAUGUGCUGCUAA
This is a messenger RNA of Fusarium poae, 768 nucleotides long. RefSeq lists its product as uncharacterized. Lineage: Eukaryota; Fungi; Ascomycota; Sordariomycetes; Hypocreales; Nectriaceae. The record is from RefSeq and is a predicted model, not a curated record. Gene Ontology annotation, cellular component: endosome. The coding region runs from base 1 to 768 and encodes 255 amino acids. Gene Ontology annotation, molecular function: GTPase activity; GTP binding. The transcript has a single exon. Gene Ontology annotation, biological process: regulation of endocytosis.